GCCCUGCAGAGGCUAAACCCUGGUGGGACCGAAUCUCCCGAGUCUCUGCCGCUUCCCCUGAUCUCUUGCACCAGGUCAAUCCUUCCUUCACCCAGGGUCUACUGAGCGCCAUCCCUCCUGCUGGACGCUGGCUACCCGAGUAGGGAUCAAGCCAGGUCCCUGCCAUUCCCCAGCACGCAGCCGAGUAGGAAAGCAGCUCGCAAAGCCAGCGAACGGGCAGCGAUCCAGGGAAGAUGGAAGAGUUGAGCCGAGCCCUGGCUAGUAGCUUUUCUGUGUCUCAAGAUCUGAACAGCACAGCUGCCCCACACCCCCGCCUGUCCCAGUACAAGUCCAAGUUCAGUUCCUUGGAGCAGAGUGAGCGCCGCCAGCGAUUACUGGAACUGCAGAAAUCCAAGCGGCUGGAUUACGUGAACCAUGCCAGAAGACUGGCUGAAGAUGACUGGACAGGGAUGGAGAGUGAGGAGGAAGAUAAGAAAGAUGAUGAAGAAAUGGACAUUGACACUGUCAAGAAGUUACCAAAACGCUAUGCUAAUCAAUUGAUGCUUUCUGAGUGGUUAAUUGAUGUCCCUUCAGAUUUGGGGCAGGAAUGGAUUGUGGUCGUGUGCCCUGUUGGAAAGAGAGCCCUUAUCGUAGCCUCCAGGGGUUCUACCAGUGCCUACACCAAGAGUGGCUACUGUGUCAACAGGUUUCCCUCCCUUCUGCCAGGUGGCAAUCGGCAAAACUCAACAGCAAAAGACUACACCAUUCUAGAUUGCAUUUACAGUGAGGUAAACCAGACCUACUACGUUCUAGAUGUGAUGUGCUGGCGGGGACACCCUUUCUAUGAUUGCCAGACUGAUUUCCGAUUCUACUGGAUGCAUUCAAAGUUACCAGAAGAAGAAGGACUGAAAGAGAAAACCAAGCUCAAUCCUUUUAAAUUUGUGGGGCUAAAGAAUUUCCCUUGUACUCCUGAAAGCCUGUGUGAUGUGCUGUCUAUGGAUUUCCCUUUUGAGGUAGAUGGACUUCUCUUCUACCACAAGCAGACCCACUACAGCCCCGGAAGUACUCCUUUGGUGGGCUGGCUGCGCCCCUACAUGGUGUCAGAUGUCCUCGGUGUGGCUGUGCCAGCUGGCCCGCUGACCACCAAGCCAGAAUAUGCUGGACACCAGCUCCAGCAGAUUAUGGAGCACAAGAAGAGCCAGAAGGAGAAACUCACACACAAGGCCUCCGAGAGUGGGCACUAUGAGUUGGAGCACCUGUCUACCCCCAAGUUGAAGAGUUCUCCCCACAGCCCAGACCAACCUGGAAGCCUCAUGGAGAAUUAAAGUGGGAAGCCUCCUGAAGGAGCCACAGGAUGGUACCUAGCCCCAAAGGGAAUAUGGGAGGGGAGGACAGUAAUAACAGGUGACUUCAUUCUUUAGAGCGAACUUUACAAAGCCAGCCUGGCCAGAAACAGCUUAUCUAUAAUCUGAAAUGCUGGCUCAAACAGUUGCGGGAAGGCUCCCAGAUUGGGUAGCAUUCAGGCUGAUUUGAGCAGCUCCUACUGUGAUAAGUGUAUCCUAGAUCCGCAAUGUAAAUAUAUGUGAUUCAUAAGAAAGAA
Molecule: messenger RNA, 1579 nt
Organism: Cebus imitator (Panamanian white-faced capuchin)
Lineage: Eukaryota; Metazoa; Chordata; Mammalia; Primates; Cebidae
Product: snurportin-1
Exons: 9
Coding region: 234-1304 (356 amino acids)
Biological process (GO): snRNA import into nucleus; protein import into nucleus
Cellular component (GO): cytoplasm; nucleus
Molecular function (GO): protein binding; nuclear import signal receptor activity
Source: RefSeq, a predicted model, not a curated record